AUGUCGUAUUCAGCGGUCGAAACCAUCAUUCCAUUUGCAAUUCAUGGUACUGGUAAUGCAAUGGUCGUAUUCUUGAGUGAUGGACCAUUUCUUGACGAUCUAUAUUUGGGCAAAAUCGCAAUUUCCUUUCGCUCCUGUUUUAUAUCAUUAAGUUAUGGAAUUCUCUCAAUUCAUUUUCUCUACCGAUAUUUGGCAUUGUUCCAGUUAGACUUCUUCAAAUUCUAUCAUAAAAUAAAACCAAUGUUACGCGACACGUUCGCCGUUCGCAAAUUCUUCUAUAAUGUUAUGAUGGAAUAUUAUAAUUGUGAUUCGUUUAUUACGCCUCUAUUUGCGGUUACUUAUAAGGGUUUCGACACGACUUUUAUUAUUCGUAGUUGGAUUUGUAUAUUUAUUGCAACAUUCAUAUCAUUGUCUUUUUUAAUUAUGUACGUAGUAAUUGGAAUAAGAAUAAUGAAGAAUUUGAAAAUUAAUAUGAAAAUCAGCAAAAAUAAUAAGAAGGUGCACAGACAGCUGCUGAAAGUGUUGAUUGUGCAGACAUCGAUUCCAAUUUGCAUCAGUUUCCUUCCUUGCGUUUGUGCUUGGUAUCUGCCCAUAUGUUGGAAGACUAAACAAUUAUUUUGCGGUGAUCGCCUUAUCUGCAUUCCCUUGUUUGGAUCCAUUGGUUAUUAUCAGUAUGAUUCCAUAUUAUUCUACACCACUUAUCCAGAUGUUCCGGAUCAAACGAAGUCAAAUAUUAAAUAUUACAACAUCAACGUCGUCAAGAAAUUGAAACAAUUUGAUUGCGUGUUCGUCGAAUAA
Molecule: messenger RNA, 798 nt
Organism: Caenorhabditis bovis
Lineage: Eukaryota; Metazoa; Nematoda; Chromadorea; Rhabditida; Rhabditidae
Source: the annotation of a GenBank genome assembly